Molecule: messenger RNA, 2905 nt
Organism: Toxotes jaculatrix (banded archerfish)
Lineage: Eukaryota; Metazoa; Chordata; Actinopteri; Toxotidae
Gene: aida
Product: axin interactor, dorsalization associated
Exons: 11
Coding region: 210-1133 (307 amino acids)
Biological process (GO): determination of ventral identity
Cellular component (GO): membrane
Molecular function (GO): phosphatidylinositol binding
Source: RefSeq, a predicted model, not a curated record
GCUCCAGGCGGGACUUCCUUUCUCUUGCGGAUGCGAUAUUAGGGUGAGCAGGCAGAAACUGGGCUUGGUCGGGGUGUCACCGGUCCAUCUGUGCGCCUCUGGACAGCAGAUAACCUGGCUGACGACGCCGCCGCCGCCGAAGCCCCGUAGAUGAAUCUCCUCCUCGGCUAUGCUGCCCUGAGAGCGCCGCGAGUACCCGCCCCGCCAAAAUGUCUGAUGUCAACAAGACUAUUCAGAAAUGGCACGCCAGUUUUAAGAAAGGCACAGACUUUGACUCGUGGGGACAAUUAGUGGAGGCUAUAGAUGAGUACCAAAUUCUAGCAAGACAGCUGCAAAAAGAAGUCCAGUCAACAAAUUCGUCAGACUUCACAGAGGAGCAGAAGAAAACUUUAGGAAAGAUUGCAACAUGCCUGGAGAUGAGAAGUGCCAGUUUGCAGUGCACACAGUCAAAGGAGGAUUUCAAGUUAGAGGACCUGAAGAAACUGGAAACCAUAAUUAAAAAUAUACUGACCUAUAACAAAGAGUUUCCUUUUGAUGUCCAGCCAGUGCCCUUAAGGAAAAUCCUUGCUCCAGGUGAGGAGGAGAACCUGGAGCUGGAGGAGGAGGAGGAUGCAGCAGCAGGAGCAGGUUCAACAGAGGCUUUCCCUCCACGAGCCCCUGCUUCGCAAGGUACCUUGUUGCCACGGUUACCUUCAGAGCCGGGGAUGACACUACUUACAAUAAAGAUUGAAAAAAUCGGCUUGAAGGACGCCGGGCAGUGCAUCGAUCCCUACAUGACCAUUAGUGUUAAAGAUUUAAACGGUGUUGAUUUGAACCCAGUGCAGGACACCCCUGUGGCCACCAGGAAGGAGGACACCUACAUUCAUUUCAGUGUGGAUGUAGAGAUCCAGAGACAUGUGGAGAAAUUACCAAAAGGAGCAGCUAUCUUCUUUGAAUUCAAGCACUACAAACCUAAAAAGAGGUUUACCAGCACAAAAUGUUUUGCCUUCAUGGAAAUGGACGAGAUAAAGCCAGGACCCAUCGUAAUCGAACUGUACAAGAAACCCACAGACUUCAAGAGGAAGAAACUGCAGCUUCUAACAAAGAAACCACUUUAUCUCCAUCUUCAUCAGACAUUACACAAGGACAGCUAAGUCGGAACACGCCUUGAACUUUGCAGCAACCUCUUUUAAUCUCUCUCUCACAUCCACAUCCAGCAAAAUGUGGUGUUCCACCUCAUCUCAUCUAGCAAUACUAAAUCAAGGCCGCUGUCAUGUUUUCCUCCCCUGGUUUUCCUGAAUAUAUGAAGAAAGUAAGAGGAACUGAGCCAAACAUUAGGCACAUCAGCUCAAACAGCCACAUUAGUUUUUCAUUUUUAUAUUCUUUGAUUUUGCUGUCAAAUGCAUAUCCCCUCUCUUGCAGGAAACCCUUCUCCAAAAAUAAUAGUGUUUUGACUCACUGGAGAUCCAGGGUUUUCAUGCUGCAGCAGCGGUAGUGGAAACAGUCAAACCACUUCAUCUCUAGUCUUCCUUAACUCACUGAUUUUGGGGAAACGGGGACACAGUGCGAGUCACCGCAGGUGCUUAAUUGGAGUUUAAGACUUUAUAGGGUUGUUGGACAUUGAACCUUGGAUUUAAGUUAUAUUCGGCAAAACAUGAAAAGCAACGAUAUUUGCCAAAAAACGUGGAUAUGUUGGGGAAGUCAGGGCAGAGUUUGCAAAGCCAUUCCCUGAAUAAAUAACAUGCAAACAGUGGACGUGGCUCGUUUGCUUCAUCAAGACACCGAAAGUGCGUUUUUGAAUUCUGUGAUAGUCCAGGAUGCUUUACGGAGUCUCGAGUGUGCCAGAAUUAUAAUGAAAUAAUUUAUCAGUGAAUUUGAAAACACUAUUACAAACUGUUUAAUUGAGUUAGCAUUUAAAUUAUGCAUUACAUAAAAAGCGUAAUUAUAACAAUAUUAUUCAAUUCACCAAGCAGCUCACUCAAUGAUUAAUAAUUGAAUUGUAAAAUGGAAUAACAAAGCUAAUUUUAAAAAAGGUUAUUAAAUUAUACUUUAUUAUUCCUGUUACUUAUAUAUUCCAUCUCACAAUUUGUUUUCUACUUUAACAUUUAGUUCCAGUUUGUGCUUUCUUUAAUUUUAACCUGCAUUCACUAAAUUUUAUCAUGAUAUAAACAACAAGACAACAAGUAAUAUAACUAACGUUAGCUAGGCUAGGUUGUGAGUUUGCUCCAACUGCCCCUUUUCCAAUAUCUGGCCUCUUCCUCUUUCCCUUGUCCUGUGUUUCUGAUUGGCUGGAUUAUUGUUGUGUGAAUUGCUGACUAUACCUUUAAUGGAGCAUUAAUUUAAAGCUAUGUGUUGGCAGGAGCUGGCUUUAAAUUAAAGCCAUGAAGAAAAAUAGAAAAAAUAGAAAUUAAUAAAAAGUCUAUAAUUGGUGGCAUGCUCCAGACUCCAUGCUGGUUUAGUGUUAAGUGGCAGCAGUGGCAUUCACAAUGUUACAUGGUACAAUUAUGUUAAAUAUAAAUUAGGUGUCUUUAACAAGAAGCCUCUACAUUUUGUUCUGGUAGUUGGCAUUUUUAGAGUAAUAAUUCUUGAAGGUUGUGUUGACCUUUGUUAAAACUUCUUGCAAAAUUUGUUGUGUUAAAUGUCAGAUUUUCACAUUCUGAGUGUUUGUUUCAGCCCAGAGUCAAUAAGAUCAUGACCCAGUAGCAAUUAAAUCGCCCCAUAACUCUGACAGUUGAUACAUGCCAGUGUUCAUGCUUCAGUAUGUAUUGAAUGUAAUGUUUAAAUACUGUUGCAUAAAGUUUAAUGAAUGCAUAAAGAGUAAAAUGGAUGCAGCAUGGUUUGCAUGCUGUGGACGUGUAUUCUGUAAACAGUGUGAGCCUUUGGUUGAGGCUCAGAUGUUUAACACCAGUUUUUUUUUUUUUUUUUU